AUGCAGCAGGAUCCUCCGAAGAAGAAGUCAGAAAAGAAGGCGGAAAAGCGGCUCUUUGACGCUGUGUCCUUCGGGAAGGACCUGCUGGCCGGCGGGAUCGCGGCGGCUGUGUCGAAGACCGCGGUGGCGCCCAUUGAGCGUGUGAAGUUGCUGCUGCAAGUGCAGGCGUCGUCCAAGCAGAUCAGCCCCGAGGCGCAGUACAGAGGCAUGGUGGACUGCCUGGUGCGGAUUCCCCGCGAGCAGGGUUUCUUCAGUUACUGGCGUGGCAAUUUGGCAAAUGUUAUUCGGUAUUUUCCAACCCAGGCUCUAAAUUUUGCCUUUAAGGACAAAUACAAACAACUUUUCAUGUCUGGAGUUAAUAAAGAAAAACAGUUCUGGAGGUGGUUUUUGGCAAACCUGGUUUCUGGCGGAGCGGCUGGAGCAACAUCCUUAUGUGUAGUAUAUCCGCUAGAUUUUGCCCGAACCCGAUUAGGUGCUGAUAUUGGAAAAGGUCCCGAAGAGCGACAAUUCAAGGGAUUAGGUGACUGUAUUAUGAAAAUAGCAAAAUCAGAUGGAAUUGUUGGGUUAUACCAAGGGUUUGGUGUUUCAGUACAGGGCAUCAUUGUGUACCGAGCCUCUUAUUUUGGAGCUUAUGACACAGUUAAGGGCUUAUUACCCAAACCAAAGGAAACCCCAUUUCUUGUCUCCUUUUUCAUUGCUCAAGUUGUGACUACAUGCUCUGGAAUACUUUCUUAUCCUUUUGACACAGUUAGAAGGCGUAUGAUGAUGCAGAGUGGUGAGGCUGAACGGCAAUAUAAAGGAACUUUAGACUGCUUUGUGAAGAUAUACCAGCAUGAAGGAAUCAAUGCAUUUUUUCGUGGUGCCUUCUCCAACAUCCUUCGUGGUACAGGGGGUGCUUUAGUGUUGGUGUUAUAUGAUAAAAUUCAAGAAUUUUUUAAUAUUGGUAUUGGAGGUAGUUCAUCAGGAGAUUAA
Molecule: messenger RNA, 972 nt
Organism: Pteronotus mesoamericanus
Lineage: Eukaryota; Metazoa; Chordata; Mammalia; Chiroptera; Mormoopidae
Gene: SLC25A31
Product: solute carrier family 25 member 31
Exons: 6
Coding region: 1-972 (323 amino acids)
Biological process (GO): mitochondrial ATP transmembrane transport; mitochondrial ADP transmembrane transport
Cellular component (GO): mitochondrial inner membrane
Molecular function (GO): ATP:ADP antiporter activity
Source: RefSeq, a predicted model, not a curated record